AUGACUUUACAAACAAAUUUUAAUGCACGGAUUGAAGAUUUCCCAGAAGAAAGUCUAGGUUGGAUAAGAAAUCCAUUCCAUUUUAAUAUCAAUGAAAUAAAAUUAGGAAAUUUAAAAAUAAGCGAAGAACUUAUUGACUUGUCAUCAGAUGAAAAUCUACGUAUCAGAUUUCAAGAAAAUGCAUGUGAUACAUUUUGGAUUUCCAUCAAAUCUGAAUAUCCAGAAUUAUCAAAACAAGCCAUAUCAAUUUUACUUCCUUUUGCAUCAACUUAUUUAUGCGAAACACCAUUUUUAACACUAACGACAACUAUAAACAAAUAUCGCUCCACAUUAAAUGUUGAAGCUGAUUUACGAGUAGCAGUGUCAAAUAUCAAACCAAACAUAGAAUCAAUCAUGUCUACAAUGCAAUCUCAGGUCUCUCAUUAA
Molecule: messenger RNA, 426 nt
Organism: Daktulosphaira vitifoliae (grape phylloxera)
Lineage: Eukaryota; Metazoa; Arthropoda; Insecta; Hemiptera; Phylloxeridae
Product: SCAN domain-containing protein 3-like
Exons: 2
Coding region: 1-426 (141 amino acids)
Molecular function (GO): protein dimerization activity
Source: RefSeq, a predicted model, not a curated record